Blepharisma stoltei is the source of this 921-nucleotide messenger RNA. Lineage: Eukaryota; Ciliophora; Heterotrichea; Heterotrichida; Blepharismidae. The record is from the annotation of a GenBank genome assembly.
AUGAGUGAAGUUUACAGAGGGAGAGCUCCAAACAUCGAAAUCAACAAAAUCACUCGCGAAAAAAUAAAGUUCACUCUUUCAGGUGUCGACUCAAGUGUCGCUAACUCUUUGCGUCGCGUUAUGAUCGCAGAAGUCCCUACAAUGGCCAUUGAUGUCGUUCAUAUCCACACUAACACAAGCUCCCUUCACGACGAAUUCAUCGCUCACAGACUUGGCUUGAUCCCUCUCAUCAGUGAAAACCAAGACAACUACGAUUUUCCUCGUGACUGCAAGUGUACAGGCCACUGUGAACAUUGUGCAGUCCAGUUCCGACUCAAAGUAAAAAAUCAAGAAGGUGGUGUGUUGGAUGUGACGUCCCGCGAUCUUCGUCACCUAUCACAACAAGGUAACGACGUCCGUCCUGCUGACUCAGACGGCCCAAUCCUCAUCCUAAAACUCAGAAAAAACCAAGAAAUUGACAUUACUUGUAAUGCAAGAAAAGGGAUCGGCAAAGAGCAUGCCAAAUGGUCACCAGUUGCUACAGCUGUUUUUAAAUACACCCCAGAUAUAUACUUAAAUCAGCAGAGACUUGAAAGCCAGUUCACUGCAGAAGAAAGAAAAGAAAUAGUUAACAGCUGUCCUGUAGGGGUUUAUAAACUGAAUGAGGAAAGCAAUAUUGAGGUUGUGAAGCUGAAUAAGUGCAUGUUUUGUGAGGAAUGCAUGAGAAAAGGAGAAAUGAUUAUUACCAGAAGUGCUUCUGCGCUGCUGAAUGUGCAUGAUAAUGUUGUGAGGGUUUCACAGCUGAAGGAUAGGUUUAUAUUCAAAGUGGAAAGCUCAGGAGCGUUGAAGCCGGAAAGCAUUGUAAGUAAGGCAUUUACAAUAUUGACAAAGAAAUUAGAUGAUAUCAAGCAGUUGAUUCCACCUUUAAUAAAUACUAGAUAA